Moneuplotes crassus is the source of this 3106-nucleotide messenger RNA. Lineage: Eukaryota; Ciliophora; Spirotrichea; Euplotida; Euplotidae. The record is from the annotation of a GenBank genome assembly.
CAAAAAAUGGACUCUCACCCUUUGUUCCUUCCUUACGAACAAUCUGCAGCUGAAGAACUUGAAAAGAAGCAGAACUGCUUCUUACUGGCAGGCAUAGGCAUGAGCUUACAAAGAGUCGUAGCCCUGUACCUAUUGAAUAAGGCAAAAGUGUCCCAAGAAGUGGGGGCACAGAAGGAUGACCAUCUGAUCAUGAUUUUGGGAGCUGAAGAAGAAGAUAAAGAAGCACUGAGGAGCUUUGGAGUUGAUGUUAAGAAUGCAGAUGAGACGUUGGUAGUGAAAAGAAAUGAAAGUUACUUAAAAGGCGGAAUUUUUGCACCUACUUCUAAAACUUUGGUCCUUGACUUGUUGGCAAAGAAGUUGUCACCGCAUAUUAUUAGUGGAUUUGUGAUCAUGAAUGCAGACAAAUCUUUGAAAGGAUCCAAUGCUCAAGGAAUUCAUACUUUCAUGAGUAACGUCUGCUUUUGAUUGAAAAUUUACAAAAAAGAUAAUAAAGACGGAUUUGUUAAGGUGCUAUCUUCGAAUCCAAAUGGUCUAAGUUUCAAAGGAGGAGACAUAAAAGACUUUAUGAAGGCAAGCUAUGUUGAUAAACUUAUACUCUAUCCUCGGAUAAGGACUGAAGUAAAGGAAUCUAUCGAGGAAUGACCGAAAAGUAACAUAAUUGAGGCUGAAAUAGAAAUGAAUCCAAGAAUGGGAAAAUUGCAUGAAAUUAUUAUCAAACUUCUCCAUUUCUGAAUCGAAAUCCUUGAAAAAGAGCUUGAAAAAUUUGAUUUGGAUGAAGACUUCUUCACUCCCAAUACAAUCUUAAGCGGAAACUACAACCUUAAGCUAAAACUCGAACUAAAGAAUGAAUUUUUUGACAUCAGCUCUAAAGCACGUAUCGCUCUUCGAGAUAUCACAUGCCUAAAAUAUCUUUUGAACACACUCCUCGAGAGUGAUGCUAUAAGUUUUCAUCUCAAGCUCCUCGCUUGCAAGGAGACCAAUAACCCUAACUCUAUCUUCCUGACUGCUUAUGAAGAAGUAGAGGCUCUGGUUGACCAGAUGGCUGCUACUAAUCUUGACAGAAUUUAUCAGAUCAAGCCUAAGCAGGUUGACUCGAAUCCUUUUGGAGCGAAAUGGAAGUUUACCAAUGUGGGUGUUCUGAAUGACCAAAAUGCUGAUAUCUGGGCCCAAUGGGAGAUGAGUAAAUAAGAACGAAAUCCUAGAACUUAAUGGAGCUGAAGAAGAAUUUGAAGGACACAUCAGUCAGGAUUGCUCAGGCAAAUGGCUUGGCAUAAUAAAAAUCUUCAAAGAAAUGAACGAAGAAAUCAGCACAAAUCUAAAACUUGACUUCAAGCCUAGAAGUACUAAAAAGUUCGAAACUGAUAGUGAAGAAGACCAGCCUGAGAAGGCCCUUAAGAGCGUGCUCAAGCCCAAGUGUGAGCUCCAGAUGGAAACAGGGCCGAAGAGAAGGAGAGUCUUGAUAGUGGCAAAGAGUUUGAGUCAUUGUAAAGACCUGAGGAGGUACCUAGCGAGUGUUUUUAUUGCGAAAGAGAAGGAAUUUAAGUAUUUUUCAAAUAAAUUGUCGUUUUUCACGGAUAAUUUUUCGGAAUCUGUGAGGAGAGAGAGGAUCCUGGAUGGGAAGAAUUACUCAAGAGAGCAGAAAAUAGAAGCUUAUUUGGUGCAUAAGUUGAAUUUUGUUCUAAAGCAAAAUCGAGAGGAGUUUAUUAAGAACAUAGAUACCAUUAAUUUCACUAAGAGAAGAAGGAGUACAGAGUCUAACUAUAAUACUGCUGCUGUUAUUCAAAACUCUCAGACCAAAGUAGAGCCUAAAGAAGAAAGCAAAGAAGAAACAAAAGAGGCUGAGCAAAACUCUGAAUCAAAGAAAACAGAAAAUGAGGAUACCCUGGGACUAUAUGACGAUCUUUACGAUUUUGAUCCAGAAUCUUUUGAUAAAGAGAAAAUUAUCACAAAUGGGGUAGUCAAUGUGAUUACAUUCAGGAAUUCAGAGGAUCUUAGUAUAUACCUUGACUCAUUCAAUCCCAAUUACAUUAUCCUCCUAGAUCCUAAACUGGAGUAUUUCAGGUCAAUAGAAUUGUACAAUGCCAGGAGGAAUCUUGAGGCUGUUGAAGAUUUCAGAUUAAAAAUUUACUAUUUCAUCUAUAAAGAUAGUACAGAGAAGUUCCAUUACCUUAAUACAAUACAGAGGGAGAAGAAGGCAUUUGACAGAAUUAUACGAUUGCAAAGAGAACUAUCUCUUGGGAAAAAGAUGUUAGUUGAAGUUCCUGAUCCUCUCAUCGAAGAAAGAGAAGCUCUAAAGAAACUUCAAAAAUUAAAUAAGUAUUCUACAGCAAUCGGCGGCCAAAAGGCUAGGGAUUCUGAAGAUUUGAUGAGAGAGCAAAUUGUUGUAGUUGACGUCAGAGAAUUUUCAAGCUCAACUCCUCAUUAUUUAUACGAUGCUGGCUUCUGGGUUAUCCCAGUAACCCUCAACGUAGGAGAUUUUGUACUUUCAAACAAAAUAGCUGUUGAGAAGAAAGCAGUGUCUACAUUUGAUCUCCAUCAAUCAUUAAACUCAGGAAGAUUACUCAAGCAGAUCACUUUUAUGUCAAAGUUCUAUGAAAGAGUGAUUUUGCUAAUAGAGUUUGAUGAUAAUAUUAACUUCAAAUUAAAGGAGAUGUACACCUACGAAGACAACGCAUCUGUGAAUCCUGCAAGUGUGUUUUCAAAGCUUACUCUGCUUAUCAUGAACUUCCCUAAUAUCAUCUGUUUCUGGAGCAAAGGACAAAAGGAAACAGCUGAAAUAUUUACUAAAAUUAAAGCUAAUACUGAAAAUCCUGAUAUCGAAAGAGUUGAGAGAAUAGGCAAGGUCAUUCGUGACAAGAAGGCUAAUAACCCAGACCUCAUGGAAAUCAUCGAGGCAGAAGAAGAUGAUGAACUGAGAAACAAACAUCUUCCCCAGGACUUCUUAAGAAGCCUUCCUGGGGUCAGUCACAGAAACAUCACAGUCUGGUUUAAAGGAAUCAAGAAUAUCACAGAACUGAUCAAACUUUCAAAGAAAGACUUGAUCGACCGCUGUGGAGAUCAUUUCGGCAAAAAGAUAUUUGAUGUCUUGCACUGGGAAAUGAAAUAA